AUGAUGCCGAGCUUCCAAAAAAAAAAAAGAGGCAUGUCAAAAACUAUCGAGCUAGGAAAGUUGAUACGGGCAAUCAAAGGAAAGCUCGUGGAUUUGGAUUUCGACAGGGAGAUCACAUAUUCCCCUGUCGGGAAUCCUGGUAAUUGGUUUACACAUGAAAUUGGGAGGUAUUUGUGGAACAACGUCCCUUUCAACGCAUCUGGUUGGGACAAUGUUUCCCCCGCAUUAAGGAACGCAACAGUUGUGCAUCUAAAGAAUAAAUUUGAUUUGAAUAAGGAUAUCAGUCGAAUCGAAGCUUUUCGUAAGGCUAAUUCCAAUCACCAAGGGGUAUUUUGUAGUCCUGCAGUUGAGCAACAAUACAAUGCUUUGCUCCAGGAAAUCAACCAACAAACCCAAGCUUCUUCGGAAGCAAGUGGUCUAACACCCACUGAUAUAAAAAUCUAUUUUGAAAGAAUAGUGGGUUUUCGACGUGGAUAUAUCAAAUGCAUUGGGCGUAAAUCUCCUACCGUUGUGUCUAUGUACGAUCAGGAACAACCAGUGACACAAGAACCACCACAAACACAGUCGGGUGCUUGUAGUGAGACAAGUUCAACUGUUUCAGUUUUCUUUUUGUUUUUCUUAUUGCUUUCUCCUGUUUUCUCGACAAUAAAUUUUAAACAUGCAAACAAAACCUUCGAGUCAAAGAAGAUGAAGUCGAUUAAAGCUACUCUUGGCAAAAACAACAAACGUUUUGUGAAAUCAAUUAAGAGCCCAGAUGGUGAUGUAAUAGAUUGUGUUUUGUUUCAUCUUCAACCAGCUUUUGAUAAAUAUCCUAUGCUGAAAACAACCAUGCCGAUGGAUCCACCGAAGAUACCAAAUGGGAAUAAGAAAGGGGGAAUGGAAACAGAAGUUAAGCAGUUAUGGAAUUCAAAAGGUGAAUCAUGCCCACAAGGAACAAUUCCAAUAAGAAGGCAAACAGAAAGUGAGAUUUUGAGAUCCAAUUCUAUUUCCAAAUUUGGGAAAAAACUUCUCAAGAGAAAUUCUAUUUACGUUGGCCAUGAGAUCAAUCUUACAAAGAUGCAUGCAAUUGGGUAUGUAAGAGGAGGAGAAUAUUAUGGAGCAAAAGCAACUUUAAAUGUAUGGGCUCCGAAUGUUACUAAUUUUGAUGAAUUUAGCGUUUCGCAAAUUUGGGUUAGUUCUGAAGUUCCAAAUCAUUUUGCUCAGACGGUUGAAGCUGGUUGGCAGGUAUCUCCAACAAUCCACGGAGAUGGUUUGCCAAGAUUUUUCACUUACUGGACUAACGAUGGAUAUCAAUCUGGAUGCUAUGAUUUGCUUUGUGCGGGAUUCAUCCAAACAACUCAUGAGUUUUGCCUUGGUGCUAGUAUUGCUCCAAUUUCAACGUACAAUAGUAACCAGUUUGAUAUCACGAUAUUAAUCUGGAAGGAUCCGGGACAUGGAAAUUGGUGUUUGAUGGUGGGAAACAUUCAAGUUGGAUAUUGGCCUAAAGAAUUGUUCACAGACCUUCAUGAUCAUGCAGCUAAGAUUGAAUUCGGGGGAGAGGUGUACAAUACUAGUCCUGAAGGUCCACAUACAACAACUCAAAUGGGUAGUGGUCAUUUCUCGAGUGAAGGGUUUGGGAAAGCAGCAUAUGUUAAUAACAUCCAAAUGGUUGAUCAAAACAAUGUGUUACAUCCAGUUUCAGAUUUGCAAUUAGGUGCAGAAAACAUGAAUUGUUAUGAUGUUAGUAAUGGGUACAGUAGCACUUGGGGUAAUUAUAUAUUUUUCGGAGGCCCUGGAAGUAAUCCAAAUUGUCCCUGAAAAUAUGAAUUUUGUUUGUUUCUUAUUAAUAUCCAAUAUACAUCUUUUUUUAUUUUUAGUGGU
Molecule: messenger RNA, 1860 nt
Organism: Lactuca sativa (garden lettuce)
Lineage: Eukaryota; Viridiplantae; Streptophyta; Magnoliopsida; Asterales; Asteraceae
Source: RefSeq, a predicted model, not a curated record